UUUUCAUACACAGGAUGCGGAAGUGUCGAAAGUAGUUGCACUUUCGAUAUAUUUUUUAUAUACCAACAAUUUGAACAAUCAAAUGCGAUUUAAACAUGGGCAAGAAAAACAAGAAGGAUAAGAAAGGAAAGGGUAAAGAAAAAACAGAACAGAAGACAGAGAAGAAAGCAGAAAAACGUUCCAAAAAGGAAUUAGCAUUGAAAGGAGAGGAGGACAUUGAAAAAUUAAUAGCAGAGUUCCAAGAACAAGACAGAAGAAAAACAAAUGUCAUAGAAGAGAAAACAGCACCCCCAUCCCCAAGAUGCAAUAUUUCUUUAGUGGCACACCCAGAAAAAGAUGAGCUUCUCAUGUUUGGAGGGGAAUACUUCACUGGGAAUAAAAUGUAUAUGUAUAAUGACCUAUAUAUUUACCAAAUCAAGAAGAAUGAAUGGCUGAAAAUCUCCAUUCCAAACUCUCCUCCCCCUCGUAGUGCUCAUCAGUCAGUAACAGUUUCACAUCAAGGUGGCCAGAUGUGGAUUUUUGGUGGAGAAUUCUCCAGCCAUACACAAAAUCAGUUUUAUCACUACAAAGACCUAUGGUGCUUGAAUCUCAAGGAGAAAAAGUGGGAACAAAUAAAAGCGGCAGGUGGUCCAUCAGCAAGAAGUGGACAUCGAAUGGUUGCAAUUAAAAAACAAAUAAUAGUUUUUGGUGGUUUUCACGAUAACAACAGAGACUACAAAUACUUUAAUGAUGUGUAUAGUUUUGAUCUAGAAACAUACAAAUGGACUGUAUUAAACCCAACUGGAAAUGGUCCUUCACCAAGGUCAGGGUGUUUGUUGUUACCAAUAGUUGAACAGAAUAAAAUCAUUAUUUGUGGAGGCUACAGUAAAGACAAAGUCAAGAAAGACGUUGAUAAAGGCAUCACACAUUCAGACAUGUUUGCACUUAUACAAGACAAAAAACAAGAAGAUUCCUCGGAGGCAAGUUUAAAAUGGAAGUGGCAGCAGAUAAAACAAAGUGGUGCCCUUCCCUCAGCUCGUUCAGGAAUGUCUGCAGCAUUGGCACCAGGAAACAAAGCUUUUCUAUUUGGAGGAGUUUAUGAUGUGGAAGAAGAUGACGAGGAUAUUGAAAGCACAUUUUUCAAUGAUCUACUGAUGUUGGACUCAGAGAAAGGGAAAUGGUUUACAGUACAGUUAAGAUCUAACAAGCAAACAGUUGGAGAGAAAAAAAAGCGACGUAGGAAAAAGAAAGAUGGUACAGCAGAGACAGAGGUUGCUGGGGAAGAAGAUGAAGAUGAUGAAGAAGAUGAUGAGAUGGAGGUUGCUGAGGAGGGCGUUGACAAAUUAGAGAUCCAAGACCCGGCUCCAGUGGCAGCUACUGCAGCAGAAGAAUCUGUGUUCACAGUGACCUAUUCACAACCUGACCCACUAAGUAAGAAAAAUAAUGACCAGGAAACAGGCAACUCAACUAUGGAAGUAGACAAGUUAUGGCCUUCAAAGAGAAUGAAUCCUUCUAUUGCUAUAAAAGAUGGUAUCCUGUACAUGUAUGGAGGAAUCUAUGAAGAGGGAGACAAACAAGUAACUCUGAAUGACUUUUAUUCUCUUGAUAUUCACAAACUGGAUGAGUGGAAUGUUAUUGUAGCUGAGGACCGCAGUUUGCAGCAGUGGCAAGAUUCUGACUCGUCUUCUGAAAGUGGUAACGAUGAAGCUGGUGCUGCUGCAGAUGAACAAGAGGAAGACUCAGAUGAAAGCAUGGAAAUUACAUUUGAAGAUGCCCCUGACAGGAAAGAUGGGGAACACAUAAGCGACUAUUUUAGUCGGAGUCAGGACUAUUGGAUUCAGAAAGCUAGAGAGAUCUAUGAGGAGGAAGGUGAAACUUUGAGUGAAAGGAGACUAGUUCGAUUUGCCAAGGACAUUUGUGAAGAGGCUUGUGAUAAAUAAAUAAUUAUUUCAUGACAUUAUAAAUAAACUACAUCCAUUCAUUGCAAUAAAGUCUAUGAUGUGUCUCCA
Messenger RNA from Biomphalaria glabrata, 1988 nucleotides. RefSeq names its product kelch domain-containing protein 4-like. NCBI's taxonomy places the organism in Eukaryota, Metazoa, Mollusca, Gastropoda, Planorbidae. The coding region runs from base 96 to 1919 and encodes 607 amino acids. Gene Ontology annotation, molecular function: protein binding. The record is from RefSeq and is a predicted model, not a curated record. The transcript has 13 exons.